AUGGCCGAAGCACUAACGUCUCUCCUCCAAGUCGCCCACGUAGCCAUCAUCUCCGGCGGCGAUUGGCCCCAAUUCGAAAAGCAGAUCGCUGCUCGCCUCCCACCCCACAUCACCUCCUCCGCAUUUGGCCAAGAAGCACCCCUUACAGAGAAAGAAAAGUGUGAUCCGGACUCUGCGAAGAGGAAGGUUAUUCAAGCCGACCUUAGAAAGCGCUUGCCCGAUAUGUCGAUUAAUAUGGGCGGGGCAACGAGUGUGGAUAUUACGAAGAAGGGUGUUGAUAAGGCUUAUGGGCUUAGGCGGUUGAGUGAGCUUAGCAAGAUUGCGCUGGAGGAGAUUAUGUUUAUCGGCGACGCGAUAUUUCCUGGUGGGAAUGAUUAUCCUGCAUUUGAGUUGGGGUUGAAGACUGUAAAAGUUAAGAAUCCGGACGGGACACUCGCGGCAAUCGCGGGGAUUGUAGCUUGUUUGUCUUAG
Penicillium expansum is the source of this 471-nucleotide messenger RNA. Its product is annotated as Eukaryotic phosphomannomutase. The record is from RefSeq and is a predicted model, not a curated record. The transcript is spliced from 2 exons. Gene Ontology annotation, biological process: GDP-mannose biosynthetic process. Lineage: Eukaryota; Fungi; Ascomycota; Eurotiomycetes; Eurotiales; Aspergillaceae. Gene Ontology annotation, molecular function: phosphomannomutase activity. Bases 1 to 471 code for a protein of 156 amino acids.